CUCACCAAUCAGAACGCGGCGGCGGUUUAAAGGGCGUUGGAGGAGGUUUGAAUUCAAACUCCUUUCCAGGAGGAGUGGUGUGCGUGUGGUCGAGGGCUGAAUGAUUAAACUUCAGUUCUUCCCAGACAAAAAUGGAGAAAAUUGGUAAAGAGAACCUGAAAGGACAUCCAUGUCAUCACAGCAAGCAGACACCUAUUGUGGAUGGUCCUAAACGUGUUCCUGUGAUGCAGAACCGGACAAAUGGAAAUAAAGUCCAACCACAGCGUGUUCUCAGUGCUUCCAGUGUUCCCCAACGAGUACCUAUCCAGCAAGCACAGAAAUCUACUGGUGCCAAUUCAAAGCAUCCCCAACAAUUAAGUCAGCAGCGACCAGUAUCUCUCGUGCAACCAACAUCUAAGACUUUGACUGCAAACAAAACCAGUGAAACUUCUCAGCAGCACCUUGCGUCUGAAAAAAAGCCGGAACCAGAAACUACAUCAGAUUGCAAGACUGAGAACAAAGAAGCAUCACAUUCAAAGACAGAGAGCAAUGGGCAAUCACGUUCAAAAAGUGAAACCAAGAAAAAACAAUGGUCCCUUGACGACUUUGAAAUUGGACGCCCACUGGGGAAAGGUAAAUUUGGGAAUGUGUAUCUGGCUCGUGAAAAGGAAAGCAAAUUCAUCCUGGCACUGAAAGUUUUAUUUAAGACACAGUUGGAAAAAGCAGGCGUAGAGCAUCAGCUGCGGCGGGAGGUAGAAAUCCAGUCUCAUCUUCGGCAUCCCAAUAUUCUUCGGUUGUAUGGCUACUUUCAUGAUGCAACUAGAGUCUAUCUAAUACUAGAGCAUGCACCUCGUGGAGAAGUAUACAAAGAGCUCCAGAAGCUUACUAAAUUUGAUGAGCAGCGAACUGCUACUUAUAUGACUGAGUUGGCAGAUGCUCUGUCAUACUGCCAUUCAAAAAGAGUAAUUCAUAGAGAUAUAAAGCCUGAAAACUUGCUGCUGGGAUCAAAUGGGGAGCUGAAGAUUGCCGAUUUUGGAUGGUCUGUGCAUGCCCCAUCCUCUAGGAGAUCAACUCUUUGCGGAACUCUGGACUAUCUGCCACCUGAAAUGAUUGAAGGGAGAACACAUGAUGAAAAGGUAGAUCUGUGGAGUCUCGGUGUCCUGUGUUAUGAAUUCCUAGUUGGGAAACCUCCUUUUGAGGCCGAAACAUACCAAGAAACCUACAGAGCCAUUUCAAAGGUAGAGUACAAGUUUCCUCCCUUCAUAACUGAAGGGGCUCGGGAUUUGAUUUCGAAGCUUCUGAAGCACAAUCCAUACCACCGGUUACCACUGGAAGAGGUUCUUAAACAUCCCUGGGUUACAGCAAACUCAACAAAAUCUCCCAGUCAGAGAAUUUCUGAAGCUGCUGCUACUACCUCUACCAAAAUGCAGUCAUAGCAGGGUGAACAUUGCAGCAGCAAAGUAACUGUGACGGCAAAUAUUGUAAUGCAGUGAACAACAAAAUAACUGAUGGCAAGUAUUGUAAUGCAGUGAACGUUACUGCAUAGACUUGGACUCAAAAGGCAGAGAAUCUUGUGUUAUGCCUGACCUUUAUGGAAUCUGAGCUGCAAUGCAAAAGCACUUCCAUAUUGGUGGUUUCAGUUCAUGAAUAUUUGACAUACUUGAAGUCCUCUUGCACAUGGUCCGAACAACUCGAGUUAUAGUUGUAAACCUUCUCAACUAUAUGGCUGUUCAUCCUGCAUUGGUCCAUACUGCUUAAUAGCAAAGGAUAUCAGUAAUCAACCAGUGCAAUAAUAUUCGUUGACAGUGUGCCCCUUUAGGCAAUUAAACAUGUGUGCAAUGAUAUGAAAUAGAUGAGACCUGCCUCUGUAAAUGUAUGUUAAGUGUGCAGUUUUCUAAGUGUUGUCCUGUCUUUAGUUAUGAAAUAAAGAUUUUAAGCAAUA
Pogona vitticeps (central bearded dragon) is the source of this 1921-nucleotide messenger RNA. It is a transcript of the gene AURKA, whose product is annotated as aurora kinase A. Gene Ontology annotation, molecular function: protein kinase activity; ATP binding. Gene Ontology annotation, biological process: protein phosphorylation. The record is from RefSeq and is a predicted model, not a curated record. Lineage: Eukaryota; Metazoa; Chordata; Lepidosauria; Squamata; Agamidae.